AUGAGACAAUUAACAGAAGAAGAAACUAAAGUUGUUUUUGAAAAGCUAGCAGGUUAUAUUGGCCGUAAUAUUCAAUAUUUAGUUAAUGAUAAAUACGUUUUCCGUUUACAAAAAGAUAGGGUUUAUUAUGUUCCAGAAUUAGUAGCCAACUAUGCUACAUCCGUUACACGUCAACAAUUGAUGUCUCUAGGGAUAUGUUUCGGGAAAUUCACCAAAACUGGAAAAUUUAGAUUACAUAUUACAGCUUUACAAAUCUUAAGCGAACAUGCCAAAUAUAAAAUAUGGGUUAAACAAAACGGGGAAAUGCCAUUCCUAUACGGCAACCACGUAUUAAAGGCUCAUGUUGGUAAAAUGAGUGAUGAUAUACCUGAACAUGUUGGUGUUAUUGUUUAUAAUAUGCACGAUAUUCCAUUGGGGUUUGGCGUUAGUGCCAAAAGCACAAAUGCAUCCAGAGAUUUACAACCAACAGGAAUUGUGGCCUUUAGACAGGCAGAUAUUGGUGAAUAUUUGAGAGAUGAAGAUACUCUAUUUACAUAA
Molecule: messenger RNA, 537 nt
Organism: Saccharomycodes ludwigii
Lineage: Eukaryota; Fungi; Ascomycota; Saccharomycetes; Saccharomycodales; Saccharomycodaceae
Gene: NIP7
Product: ribosome biosynthesis protein NIP7
Exons: 1
Coding region: 1-537 (178 amino acids)
Biological process (GO): ribosome assembly; ribosomal large subunit biogenesis
Cellular component (GO): preribosome, large subunit precursor; nucleus; nucleolus
Molecular function (GO): RNA binding
Source: RefSeq, a predicted model, not a curated record